Molecule: messenger RNA, 3722 nt
Organism: Aricia agestis (brown argus)
Lineage: Eukaryota; Metazoa; Arthropoda; Insecta; Lepidoptera; Lycaenidae
Gene: Hem
Product: membrane-associated protein Hem
Exons: 2
Coding region: 169-3546 (1125 amino acids)
Biological process (GO): cell migration; cell morphogenesis; neuron projection morphogenesis
Cellular component (GO): SCAR complex
Source: RefSeq, a predicted model, not a curated record
AAGAGCAAAAGACACUCCCUGUUUCAGAAAUACAUAAUUAUUUUAUGAAUAACAAAGUAUUAAGCUAAAUAAUUAGUGAAACUAUUUGCAUUGCAUAUUCUGUGAAUAAUUUUACACAAAUACUAAUAUGAAAUAGUUACCGGCUAGUUGUGUAAAGUGAAUGACAGAAUGUCUACCAUGUCCAGAGCUGUUCAUAUCAGCCAGCAAAAGCUGGCUGAAAAGUUAAUCAUAUUAAAUGAUAGAGGAAUUGGAAUGUUAACGAGAAUUUACAAUAUAAAGAAAGCAUGUGGUGAUGCCAAGUCAAAACCAGCAUUUCUUUCGGAUAAAACUCUUGAAUCAUCUAUUAAACACAUCGUAAGAAGAUUUCCAAGCAUUGAUGUUAAAGGUCUCCAAGCCAUAACAGGCAUAAGAAAUGAGAUAAUCAAAUCUCUUUCAUUGUAUUACUACACUUUUGUAGAUUUAUUGGAUUUUAAAGAUAAUGUGUGCGAGCUGUUAAACAUAGCUGAUGCCUGUCAAAUUACACUGGAUUUAACUUUGAACUUUGAAUUGACAAAAAACUAUCUAGAUCUUGUCACCACUUAUGUGUCCCUUAUGAUAUUAUUAUCGAGAGUAGAGGACAGGAAGGCAGUGCUAGGAUUGUUCAAUGCCGCCCAUGAGAUGGUCAAUAACCAGAUUGACUCUAGCUUUCCUCGUUUAGGACAAAUGAUUGUAGACUAUGAUGCACCAUUGAAAAAGCUUUCAGAAGAAUUUCAACCACACCAAAAAGUUUUGUCUAGUGCUUUAAAUUCAUUGUGGCAUGUAUAUCCAGCGAGAAAUCUAACGGCAGAAUACUGGAGGUCUGAACAGAAGCUGAGCUUAGUGAGCAAUCCCACUCAGCUGCUAAAACCUUCUGAAACAAAUACCAUGUCUUGUGAAUAUGUAUCUUUGGAGAGUUUAGAGAGAUGGGUCAUCUUUGGGUUUGCACUCUGUCAUCAAAUGCUGCAACAAGAUCAUGCAAACAAAAUGUGGGUAAGUGCUUUAGAAUCUGGCUGGGUUGUUGCACUUUUCAGAGAUGAAGUAAUUUACAUCCAUACAUACAUCCAGAGUUAUUUUGAUGGAAUCAAGGGAUAUGGCAAAAGAAUCUCCGAGGUAAAGGAUUGCUAUCAUCAUGCAGUGCAAAAAGCAGGCUAUAAACAUAGGGAACGCAGAAAGUUUCUGAGAACCGCUUUGAAGGAACUUGGACUCAUUUUAACUGAUCAGCCUGGGUUAUUAGGGCCUAAAGCUUUACUCAUAUUUAUUGGUCUCUGCUAUGCUAGAGAUGAAGUGUUCUGGCUGUUACGUCACAAUGAUAACCCACCACAAAAGGUAAAAGGCAAGUCUACUGAAGAUUUAGUAGAUCGGCAACUUCCUGAAUUACUUUUCCAUAUGGAGGAAUUGAGGGCUUUAGUACGCAAGUAUAGCCAAGUCAUGCAAAGAUAUUAUGUCCAAUACCUUUCAGGAUUUGAUGCUGUUGCUCUUAACUUAAUGAUACAAAAUUUACAAGUGUGCCCUGAAGAUGAAAGUAUUAUUCUUUCUUCUCUCUGUAAUACUGCAACAAACUUAAGUGUCAAGCAAGUGGAGACAAAUGAGCUAUUUGAUUUUAGAGCUUUUCGUCUUGACUGGUUUAGAUUACAAACUUAUACAUCUGUUCCCAAGACUCCUUUGAAUUUAGUUGAUCAAAGAGAGUUGGCACAAUUUAUUGACAAGAUGGUAUUUCACACUAAAAUGGUUGAUAAUCUCGAUGAGAUUAUGGUUGAAACAUCAGAUUUGUCUCUGUUUUGUUUCUACAGUAAAAUUUUCGAAAGCCAAUUCCAUAUGUGCCUAGAGUUUCCAGCACAGAACAGGUACAUCAUUGCGUUUCCACUUAUCUGUAGCCAUUUUCAAAAUUGCACACAUGAGCUCUGUCCAGAAGAGAGACAUCAUAUCAGAGAACGCAGUUUGUCGGUUGUUAAUUUAUACUUGGAUGAAAUGGCAAAAGAAGCUAAAAACAUUAUAACCACUAUAUGUGAUGAGCAGUGCACGAUGAGCGACAAAUUACUACCUAAGCAUUGCGCCCAAACUAUAGCACAUUUGGCUAACAGAAAGAAAAAAGAUAAAAAUAAGAAAAAUCCAAUUGAAAUUGUAAAACCUGGGGCCGAAAGUUACAGGAAAACUAGAGAAGAAUUGACCACAAUGGACAAGCUACACAUGGCUCUUACAGAAUUGUGCUAUGCUAUCAACUAUUGUUCAACAGUUAAUGUUUGGGAGUACACUUUUGCUCCACGCGAAUAUUUGCACCAGCACUUGGAGACGAGGUUCUCAAAGGCAUUAGUUGGAAUGGUGAUGUUCAAUCAGGAUACAAGUGAAAUUGCCAAACCAUCUGAACUACUAGUAAGCGUAAGAGCAUAUAUGAAUGUCCUACAAACUGUUGAAAAUUAUGUCCAUAUUGACAUCACUCGUGUAUUUAAUAACUGUCUACUGCAACAAACUCAGAAUUUAGACAGUCACGGGGAAAAAACUAUCGCCUCCUUGUAUACCCAAUGGUAUUCAGAAAUUUUGUUAAGGCGUGUGAGUGCCGGAAGUAUAUGCUUUUCAAUGAAUCAGAAGGCCUUCGUAAGUCUAUCUGCCGAGGGUGCUAUUCCUUUUAACGCCGAAGAGUAUUCGGAUAUCAACGAGCUAAGAGCCUUGGCCGAAUUGAUUGGGCCCUACGGCAUGAAGUUUUUGAGUGAAACUCUCAUGUGGCAUAUUUCCAGUCAAGUCCAGGAGCUUAAGAAAUUGGUCGUACAAAAUAAGGAAGUUUUGCAAAUGCUCAGAACUAAUUUUGACAAGCCUGAAAUUAUGCGCGAACAAUUCAAGAGAUUGCAACAUGUCGACAAUGUUUUGCAGAGAAUGACUAUCAUAGGAGUAAUUUUGAGCUUCAGGCAAAUUGCGCAGGAAUCUCUUUUAGACGUCUUGGAACGACGAAUACCGUUUUUGAUAAGUUCCAUAAAAGAUUUCCAGCAGCAACUGCCGAGCGGGGAUCCGACCCGCGUGAUAUCUGAGAUGUGUUCGGCCGCAGGUCUCUCGUGCAAAGUGGAUCCUACAUUAGCGUCCGCUUUGAGGCAACAUAAAGCUGAGCUCGAAGAGGAGGAACAUUUGAUCGUUUGCUUGUUAAUGGUGUUCGUUGCAGUUUCCUUGCCGAGGCUCGCCCGAAACGAGGGAUCCUUCUACCGGCCUUCCUUAGAGGGUCACGCCAACAAUAUUCAUUGUAUGGCUCCCGCGAUAAACCAUAUUUUCGGUGCUCUGUUUACGAUUUGUGGUCAAGGAGACAUCGAGGACAGAAUGAAGGAGUUCCUAGCUCUAGCAUCCUCGUCUUUACUGCGCCUAGGUCAAGAAACCGAUAAGGAAGCGAUCAAAAAUCGCGAGUCUGUUUAUUUACUUCUCGAUCUUAUCGUCCAGGAGUCUCCAUUCCUGACGAUGGAUUUACUGGAAUCGUGCUUCCCUUAUGUGUUAAUUCGUAAUGCUUAUCACGAAGUAUACAAACAGGAGCAGCUAUUGCUACAUUCGUAAUAGAUAAACAUGGUAAAAUAUCAUUACGUUUACUCGUGAUGUGAACAUAAAUGACGCUAUUCGAAAAUAUGAUUCAUGUUUUUCAUAGCAAAACAAUGAGCAAUGUAUGAUGCUUAAAUUUUAACAUUGUAGUUUAUAUUAUGUUGACACAUUUUUAUAUUAAUCAACUAGGCUUU